This is a messenger RNA of Vespa velutina, 3457 nucleotides long. RefSeq names its product progestin and adipoQ receptor family member 4. Gene Ontology annotation, cellular component: membrane. The record is from RefSeq and is a predicted model, not a curated record. NCBI's taxonomy places the organism in Eukaryota, Metazoa, Arthropoda, Insecta, Hymenoptera, Vespidae. The transcript has 7 exons. Bases 1413 to 2303 code for a protein of 296 amino acids. Gene Ontology annotation, molecular function: signaling receptor activity.
AUCGAAAGUGUUCGCGUAUCUCGAAAUUUAAAUCCAAUAAAAUAAAUUAUAUGUAAAAAUGAGAUAUAUAAUUAUGCGACUAAAAAAAUAUGGAUACCUUAAUUUCAUAACCAAUUAGAAAGAAUAAUCGAUUAAGUGGAAUAUUAAUGAAUCAAAAACAUCGUGUACGUUGAGUGAAUUAUAUUAGCGUUAAAAUUCUAACCUCCAAUUGACGAAAAUGAAGAUCUAAUUUAUCUCCCACACGAAUAUCAUCCUGUCACGAGUACCGUUUGAUGCGCCAGUGACUCGUUUGCAGAAAGCUCUAACGAGGGAAAAGCUCGUGGAAGAAAAUGUGAAGCAUUCAAAAUGGAUGAUUCAUAAGAAGAACGUUCAACUUACUUGUUCUUUGGAAGACAACAAACUUCGAAUAUUCUUCGUUCGAAAGGAUGACGAUUGGGAAAAAUUUGAAAGACCCUUCGAUGUAAGAUAGAGAAAAAUUCGUGGCGCGGAUCGCGCGCCCAUCUUAAUCGCUUAUCUAGGACUCACCGAGCGUGGUAGUUGCUUGCAGUAUGUCUCAUCGUUUUGGCACAUGCGCAGUAACACAACCUACCCUAGGUAGAUAUCGUACAUAUGACCUUCAGCGGGUAUAGGAGAGGGUGAACAAAUUUGAACCAUAUAUUUGCAGCACACCCACGUUAGAGAACAAAUUAUGACGUUUAUGCAGCAAAAAUCUUUAAUCUUUAUGUAUUUAUAUACUUGAUGAUUCUUUCUUUAUUUUUUAAUAGAACGUAAUACGAAGGUAUAGUAAGAUGCUAGAUCACGAUUUGUAAGAUCUCAGAGUCGGUCUGAAAUCGAGUUACCCUUUCGUGCGUCAGAAAGGCGAUCGAUGGAUUUGGUUGUCCCGGCAACGCGCGAAUACCGUUGGAGGACCGCCGCAGAAGCAGAAACUCUGAUGGCGGGAGUGUCCGUGUGUUGGAGGAAAAGGGGUUGUUAAAGUGGUGGAGAGGAGUGAAGAGGAGUAGAAGAGUGGACGAGAACGCGACAACGACAACGACGACUGGUGGAGGUGGUAAUGGUGGUGGUGGUGGUGGUUGAAGUAAAGGAGGUGGAGGAGAGAUUGGCUGAUCGACUCUGAUCGACGCUAACGAUGCAGUGACAAAGUCAGCCACAGUAGAGAGAGGACGUUUCUUUUUAGGAGUCCUCUCCAAACCUUCUAUUGCGGAUUCUCAUGUUCUCCACGCGUUCUUUCACAAACAAUCAUCAUCGUCCCAGCUGACUAUCACGAUCAAUCUUUUCGCACAACGUCACAUCAAAAGGACAGAUUAUUAUUGUGCGAUGCCACGGAGGCCAACGUCCCUCCGCAGCAACAAUUUAAUAUCAAUCGAAUCAUCAAAACGGAAGGGACCACUUCGCGAGACGUCAAUGACGUUAGGAUGUACACUGCAAACGGCGAGAGGAAAGAACGAAACUCGUCAGAAAAUCUUUUCCUUCGGAGAUGGGUCGACAUGCCGAGACAUCUCCAAUUUAAUCCGCAUAUACAUACUGGUUACAGGCCUCUCAUGACCGUCCGUCAAUGUAUCGGUAGUCUCUUUUAUAUCCACAAUGAGACUGUCAACAUCAUGACGCACGGUUUCGCAAUUCUAUACAUGUUGUGGACCAUACCUCGUUGGCUUCCAUGGCAUACGCAAGGAAUACUCGGGGCAAUAUUAUCUUGGUGUCACUUGAUAGGGGCAGUUAGUCCAUGGAUCGGAUCCUUUAUUUAUCAUGUUUUCAUGAACGUUAAUUAUGACGAAGCCUUUUAUAGAUCGUUAUUAAGACUCGACAUGAUCGGUAUUUGGCUAUGUCAAAGUUUCGGAGCUAUUCCAAUGCUGGCAGCGUCGGUUCAUUGUUUACCUGAUAAUCACUGGUACUGCUGUAUUUUUAUUUACUGCUUUCUCAGUAUAUGGGGUCUUCUGAAGGCAAUGCACGCAAGAUCUCCGUGGGAAAGGAGACUAUGUUUUGCACCUCCUUUCUUGAUGAGAAUGUUCAUAAUGACCAUGAGGUGUUUUGGUAUCGGUGGUGGUUCACCCAAAGCUUUAACUCAUAUCGUCUUACAGGAUUUAAUAGCUGUAAUAGGUGCAAUUGUCGGUGCUCUUCGUAUUCCCGAAAAAUGGAUGCCAGGAAAAUUAGAUUUCAUGUUGAAUUCUCACAAUCUGAUGCAUGUGUUGGUCGUUCUAGCUGUUUGUUCGAUGCAUACAGCCACUAUCGAGGAUCUAACUUGGAUGGCUGAUCAAUCCACGUGUAAUGAAACAAAUACUUCUUCGAUGAUAAACGAAGAAUUGUGAUCGAUUUGUAAUAACGUCAUUUUGCAAUAGUCUGUGAUAAGAUACAGCUGAUAAAUUGUUCAAUGCAAUUGUAUAAGGAGCUAAGAAUUCUGAAAUGUUUCAUAAUCGAUACAUACGUGGUUCAAAAGUAAGAAGCUAAUUUUAAAACUGUUUGAUAAUAUGGAUCAUAUGUACAGGAUGUUCGAAGUACAAGUGCAAGUACAAAGAUAUAUGUAUAUUAUAUAUAUUAUGCGAUAUAUAAUAUAUAUUGUUUCGGUAUCGAUAGUGAAUAUGGUGGCUUUAUGUAAUAUAUAUAUAUAUAUAUAUUACAUGAAUAUCCAAAUUCAUGUUAAUAUAUGACUUCGAAGUCGAAUCACGCAGCAGGAUUGCGGAUUUAAUAAGAAAAGGAAGAGUCUGUUAAGACGAUAUGUUUUCUAAGUAAAAUAGGCAUUCUAAGCACAUCAAAAAUAUGUUUAUUAUAUGGUUGUAAUUAUCGAUAUCAUCACCUACCAAUGUCUCCAAGACGUUUCCAAUUUCUCAUUUCUAUAAAUUCUUACACUUUACUAUACCAAAUCCGAUAUUUAGAGAAAUAAAAUUGUUCAAAAAUAUGGACGUUCAUUAAAUUCCAUCAUCGCUCAAUUAUAUACAGUACUAUAGUUUUUUUCGAUUUGAAUUCUUUUUUAAUGAUCUUAAUUUAAAACAAUAUUAAUAGUCACAUAGUAGAUGUAGACCAGGUCAAUAAAUAGAUCUUUCAACUUUUUUGACAUCUAUUAAAUAAUUAGCUUUCGUGUAAUAUAGAGUUAAUUGAUGUAUAUUAAUACUUUUAUGAUUUCUUCUUUUUACGUGUACUUUGAUUGAAAGUAUAUUGCAAGUUAGUUCACUUAUAGUUUAUCAUUAUUUUUAGCGAUCGCAUGAUAUAUAAAGAUUUUGAAUCAAAUAUUAUAUACAUAUAUAAAUGUACCAUGCGUUCACUAUCAAAAUUAAAUUCUAACAACUAUUUAGCGAAAUAGACCGUACGUAUAAUUAUUUUGAGAUGAAAUUAAAAUGAUACAACAUUUCACAUAUAAGCACCUACUUUUAAAAGCACAUAAGGCACCAUAUAUGUGCUUAAAGCAAUAAUAAAUUACAAUGAAAAGUUAUGUAUAGGUAUAUGAAUAUAUAUAUAUAUAUAUAUA